This is a messenger RNA of Triticum dicoccoides, 594 nucleotides long. Its product is annotated as ankyrin-2-like. NCBI's taxonomy places the organism in Eukaryota, Viridiplantae, Streptophyta, Magnoliopsida, Poales, Poaceae. The transcript is spliced from 2 exons. The coding region runs from base 1 to 594 and encodes 197 amino acids. The record is from RefSeq and is a predicted model, not a curated record. Gene Ontology annotation, molecular function: protein binding.
AUGGAGGGUAGGAUGGACGCCCGGCUGCUAGCAGUGGCCUGCUCUGGCUCUUUCCAUGAUCUGGAAUCACUCCUUGACGGGACACCAGCCGCCUACACCAUGGGAAGCUCGGCGAGGCGGCCACCUUCUCUGUAUGCGGUUACUGCUAGAAGUGACACUCUUCUCCAUGUGGUCGCCGCCAGCCAUGGCGAUUCUGAGGACUUAUUGAGCAAAGCCAGUCUCGUCUACGACAAGGCACCCAGCCUCCUCUUCGUGCAAAACAGCCAGGGAGAUACACCCCUGCACCGUGCUGCACGGGCGGGAAACAUCCGAAUGGUGUCUCGUCUAACUGUUCUUGCCAAUGGCCAGGGUAUUAACAAUGCUAAGGGGCUGUUGGAAACGCAAAACAAGCUGAAAGAGACAGCCUUGCACGAGGCUGUACGCAUUGGGAACAAUGAUAUGGUCAACUGGCUCAUGACGCAGCAUCGAGAAUUGGCCAGUUUUCCUGAAGAAGGUACUUCGCCGUUAUACCUGGCCAUCUUAAAGGAAAAUAAAAUCGUCGCCGAAACACUUUAUGAGUUGCAUGCAUUUUUAAAUCUCAAUUUCGUCAGGUAA